Frankliniella occidentalis (western flower thrips) is the source of this 1162-nucleotide messenger RNA. RefSeq lists its product as uncharacterized. Lineage: Eukaryota; Metazoa; Arthropoda; Insecta; Thysanoptera; Thripidae. The coding region runs from base 578 to 1162 and encodes 194 amino acids. The transcript has 4 exons. The record is from RefSeq and is a predicted model, not a curated record.
GUAGAGUAGAUUAGGGGACCACCUCUAAAAAGUGUCCUAUGGGUGUGUACUACAUACCCUUCAAACCGCCUUUCUCUACAGUAAAAUUCAGGGUUGGGCGGGCCCUUUUUCGAGGCUUAACGAGCGUCGUACUAAGCGGGCAGCGGUCGAGCGGGCAGCAGCGCCGAGUGAGCAGCAACGAUCAGCAUUUGGGCACGGAUGCCGGCCUUUGAUCGGAGCGGACGCCGCAGUGUUGUGGGAUGGCCUACUCUCUCCGCCCGUAAGGCGGAAAUGGCCAUUCCUAUUGGAGAAAGGGCCACCAUGCAUUUCAUGUGUACGGAUGAUGCGGUUCAAACUUUAUAAUUUAUAGGGUCUGCGCUUCAUUUGGUGGGCGAUUGCGUGGAGGGCGGCUGGCCAAGGCGCUCGCUCAAGUAGUACUUGUUACAUCACACGCUUCCACCCAUGAUAAUAAAGUGUUCGUUGUGUCCCCCUCUACUCCAGGGCUCCACCAGCACUUCGCGUGCACCUGGAUGAACGCGUUAUUCGGCGCGCAGUCUAUGAUGCGCGAAGAGGCGAGCGCCCUCCGCUCCCAGGCAACAUGCUUCAAAUUCACCAGCAGCUGACAAAUGACUUCAGCCAUCUCGGGCAGUCGCUGGUGGGGAAUGUCCAGGUGUACAACGGCUGUGUUGGACCCGCCCACCUUCGUAGCCUGGUGUUCGUCUUCUCAGAUGUGCUCGAGUGGAUGAGCGCCACGGCCGAAGUUUUCAUUGACGGCACAAUCAAAGUCGCGAAGCAUUUGCCCGCUGACUGCCAGCAAGUACUAUCUGUGGUAACGAGCUGGAAUGACCAUGUGGUGCCCGUAGCAUAUGUUCUUAUGUCGUCGAAGUCUGAGGAGAGCUACCUACACGCCCUUCAACGGCUGCGGGACCUCGGUUUGGUGGGGCGUCUUUUUAAGACGGAUUUUGAACUGGGCCUCAUGAAUGCCACCCGGCGUGUGUUUGGCACACUGCCCACUUUCCGGCUCUCCGGGUGCCUUAUUCAUCACGUCUUCAGGGUGCAUGAGUCCGUCGGCAGGAUGCACCUGACGGACUUAUUUAGGGACACUGAAAAUGCCCUGACAAUGCUUCGGCGAUUGUGUGCCAGGGGCCUCCACCGGGGGACCCGUACCAGAUGUUCCGUUUGA